Messenger RNA from Homarus americanus (American lobster), 2434 nucleotides. It is a transcript of the gene Alg1, whose product is annotated as chitobiosyldiphosphodolichol beta-mannosyltransferase-like. Gene Ontology annotation, cellular component: endoplasmic reticulum. Lineage: Eukaryota; Metazoa; Arthropoda; Malacostraca; Decapoda; Nephropidae. Gene Ontology annotation, molecular function: mannosyltransferase activity. The transcript has 3 exons. The record is from RefSeq and is a predicted model, not a curated record. Bases 227 to 1597 code for a protein of 456 amino acids.
CAGGUGGCCAUGAAGGUGUUUAAGUCCUAAUCAGCUGUUAGUGUCCUGACUGACGGCUGGUUUCAGUAGUAUCAGUGACAGGGAAGUGUUACAUUUAGUCUCAGAGUUAAUUUCCAGCAGCCUUGCUGGCAGACAAUGAGACAUUGUACAAGAACACAGGAAUGGGACCUAUACAUUAGCUACAUGAUCCUUCAAGAACUGGCAUUAUAUACGAACAGCAACAAAAAUGACUGGCGAGUGUGAGAUGGACAAGGAACAAGAGCAGGAACGGGAGCAGGUGACCGUGGUGGUGUUGGGUGAUCUAGGUCACUCUCCCCGCAUGAAUUAUCAUGCUCUUUCCCUCUCGGAAGAAGGAUUUGAGGUCAAUCUUGUGGGAUUUGCUGGCUCAAAACCACAAGUAGAAGUACUAAAAGAUGAACAUAUCACUCUUACAUAUAUGAGACCUUCUCCUAAUGUGUUCAACAAGUUACCUAAAUUGUUAGCAUUUGUUGCCAAAGUUCUCUGGCAAGCAUUUAUUUUAUUUUUUACUUUGCUCACGAGACCAAAAAGUAAGAAACUACUUCUGCAAAAUCCUCCAGGAGUUCCUGCCAUGCCUGUGUGUUGGCUGUAUUGUUUACUCACAAGAACCAAGUUUCUUGUAGACUGGCACAACUAUGGCUAUUCAAUUCUUGCUCUCUCUCUCAGGAAGAACCAUCCUUUGGUACACAUUUACCGAAUUACAGAAAAGAUAUUUGGUAAGCUUGCUCAUGGUGGGCUGUGUGUUACCAAAGCUAUGAAGAUUGAUUUAGAAAAAAAUUGGGGCAUUCGGAAAGUAACAGUAAUGUAUGACCGUCCAGCUGCAAGAUUCCAUCCAAUAUCAGUAGAAGAAAAACAUAAUUUCCUUAUGAAGUUCUCUUCUGCUUACUCAUGUUUUUCAAGCUCCUCCCCAGAUAAAACUGUUUUUACUGAGAGAUAUGCAGAUGGUAGGGUUUCUGAAUGUGAAGACCGACCAGCUCUUGUAGUGUCAUCCACAAGCUGGACAGAAGAUGAAGAUUUUUCAAUCCUCUUUUAUGCCCUGCAAGAUUAUGAGCGGGUACGGCAGGAGUUCCCCGAUCACUACCCCCCUCUUAUAGUUGUGGUAACAGGCAAGGGUCCCACGAAAUCUUAUUAUGCCACACUUAUAUCUGAGCGGCAGUGGUCGCAUGUCGUGGUCAUCACCCCGUGGAUGUCUGCUGAGGACUAUCCCACAUUACUUGCUUCAGCUGAUUUUGGAGUGUGUCUGCACUACUCCUCCUCAGGACUAGAUCUACCCAUGAAAGUGGUGGACAUGUUUGGUAGUGGCAUUCCUGUUGCUGCCAUUGAUUACCCUGCUCUCCCUGAAUUGGUACACCACAAUGAAAAUGGGCUAGUAUUUAAAAAUAAGGAGGAACUUGCCAACCUUCUGCAAGAUUGGUUUCGUGGAUUUCCUAAGGAAACUGCAGUAAAAGAAACAUAUUAUGACUUCUACAAGAAUAUUGAGGAGUUUCGAAAAUUAAAGUGGCACCCAUGUUGGAUGUGUAAUGCUCUUCCACUAUUAAGAGAUGGGAAACAGAAGAAGAGUAAUGUCAAAGAAUAUUGAUAUAAUAACUUUUUAUUUAAUGUGGAAUUGUUUCAGUUAACACAGUGUGUCUGAAAUCAUGAUAUUGCAAGACUGAUUGCUUCUUUGUAUGGCAAGAGUACAAGAUCAUUAUAUACUAGUUAAAUACGACUAUUGUGAACGUUAAGAAAAUAUGUUGAAUAUUUUUAUACUUACAAAAAAUAUCCUGUUGAUUCCAGUAGUGGUACCAGGAAAUAAUGAUAGAGGUAUAGUAUAUUGUUGUAAUAUUAGAUUUAUGGGGUUGGGGAGUAUAGCCACCAGCAUUUACUGUAGAUAUUUCAAACCCAGACUAGUGAAAUGUAAAAAGAAGGUUUUGAAUUACAAAAUAUUUUCCUUUCCAUAAUUUUUACAUGAAAUAUUGAUAUUUUGAUACUGCUGUUCAUUAUCUUAUCAGCCUUGAUAUUCUUGUAAAUGGAACACUGGGUAUUGAGAGUAUUGGUGGGCUUUUGUGCAGGAUUAGGUCAAGAUGGUUUGGGUAUGUGGUUAGAAUGGAGGAGACUAAUAGGGUCAAGAGUUGGAUCAUUCUUAAAUGUAGAGGAGAGGAGAGCUGGGGUAGGCUAAGAAUGACGUCAGAGUUAUGAACCCAACAAGAAGGGCUACAAGAGACCUUGCAGAAUGGAGACCUGCCACCAAGUAAUCACGUCUAACCCACAAAAGCGUGUUAAAUGGCCAUAAAAUGCUAUUGAUGAUGUGCUUCUGUUUUAUAUCAUAAUAAGCAGAACAUGAUCUUUAAUAAUACUGUAUAUGUAUAAAUCAUGUAGAUUAAGUCACCUAAAAGUGUAAUUUCUUUGUUCCAAAUUAAAUAUUUUGUUUUUCUAA